UGGGUGUGGCGGCUCUUAUUAACUGGGACUGGAGUAACUGGAGAGCCAGAGACUGCGGGGGGGGGGUCAGUAAGUCGGGUACGGUUGUCGGCUCUAGGCCUCAGGCCUUGUCCGGCUUAUACACUCGGUGAGUGCAGCUGCUGUUCCGGCUUGAAAAGUCUAGUGUUCACAGACCCCGGCUCUGCACAGGAGACCAAUAUUCCGUGGGGGUUGUUCACCUGACUCGCUGCAGUUAUUUAUUGGGCAUGAUCUGGUUUUGUUACUAAACCAGUGUCUGGCGGGGUUUGUUUUGCUGCCCCCUCUGCCCUCGGUCCGGAAAUCUCGCUGUGGCGUCGCACAUCCUAUCGUUGGAUCGAGCCCUUACACAGUUUGAGUUUAAAUCCGUUUUAAAUUAACAGAUGAACUGAUUGGAAUUUAAAAGCGAAAGAAUACUGGAGUCCGAAACAGAAAUUGCUGAGCUUUUCUGUUUUUGUUGUUGUUGUUAGUUUUAAAAACUUGUUUUGAUUAGAGCUUCUUUUGCGAAUUGCCCGUUUCGGAAGGCGAUGCACUGCAGGUUUUUGUUUGCAUUGAUUUCAUUUAUGAAAAUCGAAGUUUGGAUGAGGAGGCGGGCCUGUCACCGUUUGUGCUAUAGAUAGUUCAUCAAUCACCUUUAAAGUUGAAAGCACGCGUUUCGAAAGUUUCGGUGGUUUCCCGUGCAGGUUUGAAUGGACACAAUCUCUAAAGCAAGACUGUAAUGUUCAGCAAUGGACAAGGAAGGAAUCAGUGAAUUAAUUUGAAGCUAAUAUAAACUCGCUAGACUGAUUCAUCAACAGAUCUGCUGUAUGGAGAUACUUUUGCAAAAUAUCUUGAUGACGUUCUUGUGUAUAACAUACGUGAGGAAUAAAGAAACUGAAAGCUAAAGUAUCAAAAUCCUGGAUUUUCAUUUGAUGAACAUUCCACCACCAGGAUACUUGUGGAAGUCCUUGGAUUGCCCAAAAUCAGAAUGGGAGGAAUUGAAAAAGAUAGACAUUAUUUUGUUGUGAUGAAAGAAUUUACUGACAACAAGAAGAAGAUCCAAAAAGGUUUAUUGGGAUAUUUCACCAGGUCAGAAAAUGGGGAAUUAUCUGCCGUUGUGGACCUUAACAAAAAGACCAUAAAAUUAGCAAAAGUGAAGCCAGAAGAUGUCCAAACAAUCAGCAAGGAUGAAGCAGAAUUGCUUCUUGAAAUCCAGGACAUGUCUCAUCGAUGUGCACUUGUUCAGAAUGAAAAUCUUUUCAAAUCCAUUUCUGUCCUACAAAUUAAUGACAUUGUACAAGUGAAAGGGGCCAAGGAAACAUGGAUAGGAAUUGUCAAAAAUAUUACAAACUCCAAACGUGACAAUGGAUUGAAACUAAAUGGAACAUUGUUUCAAGUCGAGAGUGUGGAGGGAGAAGACCAUAAAACGAAAGGGAGGAAAAACGUCAAACACACUUUAAUUAAUGCAGGGGAUAUCACUUGUGCAAGUAAUACUAAAGUGGGACCAUCUCAUUCAGAUGAUAAAGAGAAUAAAUUAUACAGUGAUGAUGCAGAAAACUGGAACAAGCCCCCAGUUGGAAGUCAGUCUCCUAGUUUAUCGCCCAGAAAUAUGGGCAGAGAAAAAUCAGAUGAAGUUUCAACCUCGGCUCAUUUAAAGAUUUCUAAACACUACAGUUCCAAAACUUUCAACUCUACACUGUCCAUUCCUGGUCAAAAACUUGCGGAGAGUGACAGUAGUGCUCUGGAGGUUGAGUCAAUGGUGGAAGUAAAAUUGCCUAAUAAUGCUAUAGUCUACGGAGUUAUUAGAUGGAUUGGUAUACCGGAAGGUCACGACAGCCUGUGGGCAGGAAUUGAGUUGGACUAUGAACUAAACAAUGCGAGUGAUGGAACGUUUGGGAAAAAUCGUUAUUUUUGUUGUGAACAGAACAAAGCAACUUUUAUACCAUUAAGGAACUGUAAACCUGAUGCCCGCUUUUCAUCAAACAUACUGAAGGAGGUAGUCAAUAGUCCAAUUCCCGCACCAGUGAAGACAAUUCAAGAUAACCUGGCCAUACAAGAGAACGUUGCUCCAGUUCAAGAAGAGGAAGCACUACAGCUUAUGAAAGGAAGAAUGAAAGGGAUUCAGGGACACCACAAUUCUUGCUAUCUGGACUCCACAAUUUUUAGCUUGUUCGCAUUCACGUCAGUGGUAGAUAGUAUACUUCACAUGCCUGGAGGACACAAUGAGAAAAUUCAACGUGUACUGAGGGAGGAUAUAGUCAACCCACUUCGCAAGACUGGAGUUGUGAAUGCAGAUAAAGUGACAAAAUUAAGGAAGCUAUUAGGAUGUGACACGUUUAUUUCGGCAGAGAAAGAUCCAGAAGAGUUCAUCAAUGUCCUAUUACAUGAAGAGCUGGCUGCUGAUCCAUUGCUGAAGAUCAGGUCAGGCCAGAAAAUUCAAGAAAGCUAUUGCUAUCAGAUAAUCCUGGAGAGAGACGAGAAACUGACCCUACCAACGGUACAGUUGCUUCUGGAGAGGUCCUUUCUCUCUUGUGACUUAAAAUUUGAGGAGAUCCCAUCAUGCCUGUUGAUUCAGAUGCCACGGUUUGGAAAAGAUUUUAAAAUGUUCCCAAAGAUUAUGCCCUCAUUGGAAUUAGAUAUCACAGAUUUACUUAGUAACACUCUGAGACAGUGCUUCAUAUGUGGAGAAGUGGCAGAGUAUGAAUGUGCUCAGUGUCUUCUGGACCCAACACUUCAUCCAGGUGCCAUAAAACAAUACUGCUUCACUUGCAAUAGACAGGUUCAUUUCCAUAAUGAGAGGAAGGACCACCAAUUCAGAAAAUUUCCAUAUCCAAGAGACAUUUCUGCCAGAUCCCAUUUUCCAAGACACAGGAUGGAACUGUUUGCAGUACUUUGCAUUGAAACCAGCCAUUAUGUUUCAUUUGUGAAAUAUGGGCCCAGCAAACAUUCCUGGCUUUUCUUUGACAGUAUGGCUGAUCGAAUUGGUGAUGAGAAUAUUCCAGAGAUAAUGGAUUGUCCACAAAUAGGUGAUUACCUGCUGAUGUCAGAGGACAAGCUGGCUUAUACUGAUCUGAAGCAGCUUGAUGGAUUUGCAAAGAGACUUUUCUGUGAUGCCUAUAUGUGCAUGUAUCAAAGCCCCAGGAUGUGCUUGUAUAAGUGAUGGGCAACAAAGUUCAAAAGGCUGACAGUGAAACUGACCUGUCAAUAAGUUAUUGGAAAUUGUCUUGUCUUCAGUCUUCAACAUUCUUGAAUGGAGGAGAUUGUUGAAUGGUUAAUAAGAAGUCUGGCAAAUGCUCCUGUACCAUUUUCUUCAAAUGAACUGCCCUGCAUGACAAAAUAACUGUAAAGGUGGCUAGCUAUUUUGACUUUGAAUUUAAACCUGUUUUAAAUAAAUGUUGGAUGCAACUAA
Molecule: messenger RNA, 3403 nt
Organism: Stegostoma tigrinum
Lineage: Eukaryota; Metazoa; Chordata; Chondrichthyes; Orectolobiformes; Stegostomatidae
Gene: cyld2
Product: cylindromatosis (turban tumor syndrome), b
Exons: 15
Coding region: 983-3154 (723 amino acids)
Biological process (GO): protein K63-linked deubiquitination
Cellular component (GO): cytosol
Molecular function (GO): cysteine-type deubiquitinase activity; K63-linked deubiquitinase activity
Source: RefSeq, a predicted model, not a curated record